Messenger RNA from Pelodiscus sinensis (Chinese soft-shelled turtle), 5572 nucleotides. It is a transcript of the gene PDE3A, whose product is annotated as phosphodiesterase 3A. Lineage: Eukaryota; Metazoa; Chordata; Testudines; Trionychidae. The record is from RefSeq and is a predicted model, not a curated record. Gene Ontology annotation, molecular function: 3',5'-cyclic-nucleotide phosphodiesterase activity. Gene Ontology annotation, biological process: signal transduction.
GUAGACAGCUGGCAAGUUUUUCCGGAAAAGUGGUUGAUUUUCUGGAAAAGCGGCUGAUUUUCUGGAAAAACUGGCCAGUCUAGACACAGCCUAGCAGACUGCAAUACAGUAAGACAAAAAGGGGCCCAGUUUCUGCAAGCCCACCUGGCUGGGAUGUUCUGGUUCCCACAAAGAUAGAUAGGGCUGGCUCUGGGGGCUGACAUGAAGCAGCCCGCAAAAGCUCAUGAUACUAUAUAGAGCUACUCUCUAAGGUGCCCUAGGACUGCUCUUUGUUUUAAGUUACAGACUAACACAGCUAUCCCUGUGGGUAUCUUUUGAUCUGAGGAAGUGGGUCUGGCCCACGAAAGCGCCUCACCUCAUAAACCAUCUUGUUAGUCUUUAAAGUGCUACCCAGUCUUGUCUUUUGUUACGGCUGUCCCUCUGCGACUCCCCCACCCCCUUAGCUCUGGUGGGCUAGGCUGGGUUUCCUCUCUGCAAAGCGAAGUAAAAAUGAAUCUCGCUAACCGAGGGUGACUUUUUUACUGCCGUGUAAUUGCCCCCCCCCUGCCACUCGGAUUUAUGGCUUGAUUGCUAACAGCCGCGGGCAGCCCAGGCUCUCCCGGUUGGCACCUCUUCGCUCGUGCAAAGCCGCCAGGCGGCCUGAGGCGAUGCUCUUCCGCCCCGGCGCAGCAGCCAGGAGGCAGCAGCCCGCGCGGAUCAUCUGACGCCGAGUUCCCGGGGCCGAGGCAGCCAAGGGGCUCGCGCCGCUCGCUGCCCGCCCGGCGCAGCGCCUGCCCGGCUAGGGGGGUGGGAGCGGGGCAGCGUUUCCCGGGCAGUCGGAGGAGCGCAGCUGCCAACACCGCCCGCCGCCUCCUGCUUGUCCUACUCUGCCCCGGCUUCUUUAAUGCGGGGGACUCGCCUCCCGUGAAGCGGGGUAGCCAACCCUGCCCCAAGCGGGAGGCAAAGCUGCUCCGAGAGCAGCCUUCCUCCUGCGGCUCCGUGUCUCUUCCCGGCACAACGUAGCAACUUUUUAACCCCCCCCCCCCGCCACCGUCCCCACUACCGGUUGCCUUUUAUUUUUGCCGCCCCCGGCAAUCUGCAAUGCACAGGACUCUUCCUCCCCCCGGCCAUGGGGCAUGGCGAGCCACGGCUUCUGGCAGCGCUGGGGAGGACCGCCCGUGGAGCAAGGAAGAGUGAGCGCGGCAGAGAGCAGCGGGCAGGAGAAGGAAGCCCCCGGCCGAGCCGACCGUCCUUCCUGCAGCCCCAUCCCGCUUCCCCCGGCACCUCCUUCCCAGGCAGCAGGAGUGCGGGGGAGCAGUGAUGGCCUAGACAUGAACCAGCGCUGCUGACUUUGUCCAGCAGCUUCUCCCUGGAGCGGCCACCCCACCCGGCCACCCUGUGGAUUGGAAACCUGCAGCGAUCGCGGAGGCCGAGCUGACCAACAAGGGCGAAAGAGGCUGUUGGAGCAGGGGGCAGGAGAGGGAGGCUGAUUUCCCCCCACUGCCUUGCAAAAUGCGGGGCUUUAACUUGAAAGCCUCUUCCUAGCCUUGCGCCUCUGUUUGCAACCGGGGUAUUAAUAUUUGCAAGCUCUAUAGGAACUUGGGGAGGCUCGCUCUGCUGGGGCGGUUAGGGGGUUGCCUGGUUGAGGGGGGUGGGCACGCAGGGACGCUGAAACUAUGGCUCUGACCAGCGACUCUGCCAGUGUCCGGGGCAAGUCCAGCCGGGGCAUUGGCGAGGAGAAAAGCCCAGCGGCAGGAGUAGGGUCCGAGUGCAAUGGGUAUUAUUAUGCGGAGGGGAAGCAGCAGCCUGGCGCUCAGCAGGGGCAAAAGGAAGACUCAACCUGCCAGCUCUGCUGGGGUGACCUGGUGCUGCAGAAAAUCUGGAGCUCCUGGAAACUUUCCUCGGCUCUCUGCGCCGGAUCCCUGUCCUUCUUGCUGGCUCUGGUGGUCAGGCUGGUCCGGGGGGAGAUCGGCUGCGAUCUGGAGGAGAAGGUGGCGGCGACGGAGGAAGAAGCAGCAAGAGGAGGAGAGUCGGGUGGCUUGCAGUUGCCCCACUUCCAGCUGAUUCCUUGGCUGCAUCCCAUCGCUUUGCUCUUCAGCCUCAUGUGUGCCUUCUUCUGGAUGGGCUUGUACUUGCUGCGCUCCGGGGUCCGCCUGCACACAGCCGCCUUGCUGCUGGCCGCCUGCUGCUGGGGGGAAGCGAUUGUCCAGAUUGGGUUCGCAAUAGGGGAGGAUCACUUGCUCUCCUUCACCGCCACGGGGGUGGUGCUGAGCUGCUUGGCCACUGUGACAUGGCUGGUGCUGCAGAUGAGGCAGGGCGUCCUCAUGAUCGCCUUGACUAGCGCGGUCAGGACCACGUCCCUCGUCUCCUUAGAGAGGAUCAAGGUCGCCUGGAGACCCUACCUGGCUUACUUGUUCGGGCUACUGGGCAUACUCCUGGCCAGGUACGUGGAUCAGCUCUUGCCCCAUUGCGGGGUGGCGCCGCACCGAGAGAUUUCUGGUGCCCAACUGGCCAAGGAAGAGGUCCCGGUGUUUAAGAGGAGGAGGAGGUCCAGCUCCAUGAUCUCUGCCGAGAUGUCUAGCUGCAGCAGCAAGUCCCAUCGGAGGACCUCCCUGCCCUGCAUACCUAGGGAGCAGCUCAUGGGACAUUCUGAAUGGGAUCACAAACGAGGGUCCAGAGGAUCACAGUCUUCAGGUACCAGUAUUACAGUUGAUAUCGCUGUUAUGGGAGAAGCCCAUGGGCUCAUUACAGACCUCCUUGCAGAUCCUUCAUUGCCACCUAAUGUGUGCACUUCCCUGAGAGCAGUGAGCAACCUGUUGAAUACACAGUUAACCUUCCAGGCUAUUCAUAAGCCAAGGGUUAACCCUUUGGUAUCCUUCAAUGAGAACUACACCUGCUCUGACUCAGAGGAAUGUCCAGAAAAAGGAGAAAAGCUGGCUGUUCCCAAGCGCCUACGAAAGAGUCUGCCUCCAGGGCUACUCAGGCGAGUGUCAUCAACUUGGACCACAACAACAUCUGCCACAGGUUUACCUACCUUGGAACCUGCACCCAUGAGAAGAGACCGCAGUGGCAGCAUCAAACCUCAUGAAUCUUCUUCAUCCAGCACCGACCCUUGGAACAGCUCACUUCUGAUGGCAAUCACAAAAAGCAGGUCCUUCUCAGCCUCCUAUGCGAUGUCUGCAACAAACCAUCUUAAUUCCAAAAGGCAAAGCCGACAAGGUAUCCCGCCAAACAUCUCACCUCUCACCUCCCCAUGCCAUUCACCUAUUCAGGGAACCCCAGCCGCCAGUCCCACUGGGAAAACCUUUUCUGUGCAAUUUCCAGACUCUACUGACACUGACACUAAACAAAGUCUGAAACCACACAAGAUUUUAACUUCUACGCAGAGUGCACCUGACCUUUCGGAGCAGAUUAUGGGCCCCCCCGUUAUCUGCAGCAGCUGUGGCAGACCAUAUAACCAAAUAGGUUCUGGCACUGGUGCACUGGAUAGAGGUGAUGGAACAGCACAUGCCCUGACCAGAACAGAUGAUCCAGCUCAAGCCACCUCUGACUAUGAAACCAACAAUAGUGACAGCAGCGAUAUUGUACAAAAUGAUGAUGAGACAGAUUGCUCUAAAGAACAGAUGCGGAAGGGAUCUGUCUGCAGAACAUAUACACCGGAGACUAUCGUAUUGCACCCUUUAAUACCACCUGAGGACAAACCCAUCCUUGCCCCGGAGCCUCUUGUCAUGGACAACUUGGACUCUCUUAUGGAUCAGCUAAACUAUUGGAACUUCCCAGUCUUUGAUUUGGUGGAAAAAAUAGGAAAGAAAUGUGGUCGGAUCCUCAGCCAGGUAUCAUACAGGCUUUUUGAAGACAUGGGGCUAUUUGAAGCCUUUAAAAUUCCAAAGAUGGAGUUCAUGAAUUAUUUUCAUGCCUUGGAGUGUGGAUAUCGGGAGAUACCUUAUCACAACAGAAUUCACGCGACUGAUGUUCUACAUGCUGUUUGGUACCUUACCACUCAGCCUGUCCCAGGACUCCCAACUGUGAUGAAUGACCAUGGGUCAGCAAGUGAUUCAGAUUCUGAUAGUGGAAUCACUCAUGGCCAUAUGGGAUAUGUGUUUUCGAAGAUGUGUACACCUGCGGAUGAUAGCUACGGCUGCCUAGCUGGCAACAUCCCUGCCCUAGAAUUGAUGGCGCUCUAUGUAGCUGCAGCCAUGCAUGAUUAUGAUCAUCCAGGAAGGACCAAUGCCUUUUUGGUUGCAACCAGCGCACCUCAGGCCGUGCUGUAUAACGAUCGCUCUGUUUUGGAGAACCAUCAUGCAGCUGCUGCAUGGAAUCUUUUCAUGUCCAGGCCAGAAUAUAACUUCUUAGUCAACCUUGAUCACGUGGAGUUCAAGCAUUUUCGCUUCCUUGUAAUUGAGGCUAUUUUGGCCACUGACCUGAAGAAACACUUUGAUUUUGUAGCCAGAUUCAAUGCCAAGGUGAACGAUGAAGUUGGUAUUGAUUGGACUAAUGAAAAUGACCGCUUGCUGGUUUGCCAAAUGUGCAUCAAACUGGCUGACAUCAAUGGGCCUGCUAAAUGCAAAGAGUUGCAUUUGCAGUGGACAGAGGGCAUUGUUAAUGAAUUUUAUGAACAGGGUGAUGAAGAGGCAAGCCUUGGCCUUCCGAUAAGUCCUUUCAUGGAUCGCUCAGCUCCUCAGUUGGCACACCUUCAGGAAUCCUUCAUUUCUCACAUUGUGGGUCCACUGUGUAAUUCCUAUGACUCAGCAGGGCUGAUGCCAGGGAAAUGGGUGGAAGAUAGCGAUGAGUCAGGAGAUACUGAUGAACAUGAAGAGGAAGAAACAGCAGAAAUGGAAAUGUGUGAAACUUCUGAGUCAAGAAAGAAAAAGUUCAAGAGGAGGAAAAUUUACUGCCAGAUCACUCAGCACCUGCUUCAGAACCAUAAAAUGUGGAAGAAAGUAAUUGAAGAUGAGGAAAGAAUAGCUGGGACAGAAAAGCAAGGUCUAGAGCAAUCCACGCUGCACCAGUCAUCAGAACAAAUUCAGGCCAUCAGGGAAGAAGAGGAGGAAAAAGGGAAACCCAAAGGGGAGGAGGAGAACACAGCUAUAGAACUGAACCAAUGACAAUAUUUUCAGCAGUAUUUUAAGACAGAUUGACUUGUGCACAGACUCCUUUUCAAGCCAGCACAACAUUUAGACACAACACUGUAGAAAUAUGGGAUAAUGCGCCUACAGCAGUUUGAUUUGUUUUUCUUUCCUUUCUAUGGUGAGGUACAUUGUUUAAACUUCUAUGUUCAAGAAGCUUUCGCAUCGCAACACUGGCUUUUACAGACUUUAAGGGGGCAAGGGGAGGGUGAAAUUAUAUACAUAGCCGGUCAUUGGCUGCGUUCUUCAGCAAAAUACAUGGAAUGAUAUAUUGUGGCCACUGAUAUUACAGAAGGAAAUGCUGCUCCUAAAGCACAUUUGCAGUUAACCGUGAGGUACCAAUUAAGUAGAUUUUGCUUUUAAUGCUGAGGGAUAAAAGUUCCAAAGCUUUCUCAGAAUGUUAAUACAUCCUGCUAACAUAUAUGUGGGGAAGUGGGGAAGUGGGGAAGAAGGGUGGGUGUGUGUGU